Molecule: messenger RNA, 1399 nt
Organism: Colletotrichum destructivum
Lineage: Eukaryota; Fungi; Ascomycota; Sordariomycetes; Glomerellales; Glomerellaceae
Product: Putative CDP-alcohol phosphatidyltransferase
Exons: 3
Coding region: 366-1319 (317 amino acids)
Biological process (GO): phosphatidylinositol biosynthetic process
Cellular component (GO): membrane; Golgi apparatus
Molecular function (GO): CDP-diacylglycerol-inositol 3-phosphatidyltransferase activity
Source: RefSeq, a predicted model, not a curated record
GUCAUCUUCUCUUUCUGCAUCAUCUACUUAUCGCUGCUGCUCGCGCUCCCCUUCUCGAACAUCAUCUACUAAAUCAUCCAACACGUGCCGCCUUUCCUUCAGCCCAUCUACUAUUCCUUGCGCCCGACACCUCACUUUUACGACAACCCACCUGCUAUUAGUUGGCAAUCUUGUUCUCUUCUGCAUCCCUUGCUUUCGGAAGCGAAUCCUGUCACUAGGAGCCACUUAUCGAUCAUCCGUGCAACCUCCACUGCAACACCGGCUGCCUCGGUCGCCUCGUCCACGCUCUUAAAAGCUCUUCACGCCCCAUACUUCGACCCGUCAACACCUUUCAUCUGUCGAGCUUCGUCCUAGAAACAUUCAUCAUGUCGGUACGACAAACUAGGCGCCAGGCCGCCCAGGCCGCUGCUGGCGAAUCGCCCAAGGUCGCAAACGAGGAACCCGUCCAACAGGUUGUGAUGAACGGAAAUGACAACGAGGUUGCUGCGACGGGAGCCUCGGAAGACGUCCCCAAGGAGAACAUCUUCCUGUUCUUGCCCAAUCUCAUCGGCUACUUCCGCAUCGUCCUCGCGAUCGCCUCUCUCUACUACAUGCCCCUCCAUCCGCGAACCUGCUCUUUGCUGUACAGCGUAUCCUGCCUUUUGGAUGCCCUCGACGGAUACGCUGCGCGCGCUUUUGAGCAGUCGACUCGUUUCGGCGCCGUGCUGGACAUGGUGACAGACAGGUGCACGACAUCGUGCUUGCUGGUUUUCUUGUCCUGCGCCUUCCCCCGCUGGACCAUUGUUUUCCAAAUGCUGCUCUCGCUCGACUUCUCCAGCCACUACAUUCACAUGUACACCACGCUUUCCAUGGCAGGGUCCGACAGCAGCCACAAGAACGUCGACGAGAGUCGUAACAAGAUCCUGUACUUGUACUACACCAACAAGACCGUUCUCUUUGUCUUCUGCGCUCUCAACGAGCUCUUCUUCAUCGCCCUUUACAUGCUGAGCUUCUCGUCACCGCGUCUUUCGCCGUCUCUGCUCAGCUCCGUGUCCAACUCGGAAGCCAUGCAGAUCCAGGCGGGCGCGCAGGUCAAUACGUCUCUGCUUAGCCACAUCUUUCCGAACCCAUACAGCGCCGCCGCUCUCGAGCUUGCCCGCGCAAAUAAGAUGGACUCGACUUGGCCAUGGAUUCUUGCUUCCAUCAGCUUCCCUGUCAUGUUCAUGAAGCAGGUGAUCAAUGUCGUGCAGCUCGUGAACGCGAGCCAGUGGCUAGCCGAGGGCGACGUUGCUGCUAGACGGGCCAAGGGCUUGCCCAAGAAGAAGACGAAGAGCACCUAAACGUGCUACAUAAUGGUGCUAUUUGCUGGCGCACCGCUGACUGUGGCAUGUCACGUCCAUCAUUGAGCCAUUGCCUCCGA